GGAGCUGGGCCGCGGGGCGCUGCUGGUGCGGGAGCGUAUGGACCGAGAGGUGCUCUGUGAGUUGAGCCCCACCUGCUUUCUCAGCCUGGAGCUGGUCAUCGAGCAGCCCAUCGAGGUGCACAACGUGGAGGUGGAGGUGCUGGACAUCAAUGACAACGCGCCCCGCUUUCCUCGCCAGGAUUACCGGCUGGAGAUCAGUGAGUCUGCCGUGCCCGGUGCCCGCUUCCACAUCGAGAGUGCUCAGGACCCUGAUGUGGGUACCAACUCUGUGCAGAGCUACCAGCUGAGCCCCAGCCACCACUUUGCCCUGGACCUUAAAGGCUUCCAGAGUGGCAGUAAGCUCCUGGAGCUUGUGCUGCAGCAGCCACUGGACCGGGAGCAGAGUGCCCUGCUGCAGCUAGUGCUCACUGCCGUGGAUGGUGGGGAUCCCCCCAGGUCCGGCACAGCUCAGAUCUCUGUGCGAGUUGUGGAUACCAACGACAACCCACCUGCCUUUGAUCGCUCUACAUAUACCGUGAACCUGCUGGAGAACUCACCCCCUGGCACGCUAGUUGUCAAACUCAAUGCUUCAGACCCCGACGAGGGUUCCAAUGGGGAUGUGAUCUAUUCUUUUGGCAGCUAUACCCCACAGAAGGUGAGGCAGCUCUUCCGUGUGGAUCCACAUUCAGGGGAGGUACGGGUUAAUGGCACCUUGGAUUAUGAAGAAGCAUCCUCUUAUGAGAUCUAUGUGCAAGCCACUGAUCAGGGCCCUGUGUCUAUGGCUGGGCACUGCAAAGUACUGGUCAACAUUGUGGAUGCCAAUGAUAAUGUUCCUGAGGUGGUCCUGACCUCCCUGUACAGCCCAGUGCCAGAGGAUGCAAAGCCAGGAACUGUGGUGGCCUUAAUGAGUGUCACAGACCAGGACUCUGGGCUGAACAAGCAGGUGAGCCUGCGUAUUCCCCCCGGCCUCCCCUUUAUGCUCAACUCUUUCAAGAAUUCCUACACCUUGGUCACCCAAGGGAACCUGGACCGUGAGAAAGCAGCAGCUUACAACAUCACAGUUACGGCUACUGAUUCUGGAAGCCCCCCUCUCUCCUCCCAGAAGGUGAUCCAUGUGGUCAUCUCUGACAUAAAUGACAAUCCUCCGCUCUUUGAGGAACCUGUGUAUUCAGUUUACGUCCCUGAGAACAACCCCCUUGGAGUUUUGCUUUGCACUAUCAAAGCCACUGACCCGGAUGUCGCCGAAAAUGCCUACAUAUCCUAUUCUCUGUUGGAUGGGGAGAUUGAAGGGCUACCUGCUGCCUCCUUUGUCACCAUUAAAUCUGACAGCGGUGACAUGUAUGCUGUCAAAUCCUUUGACUAUGAGACACUAAGGGAAUUCCAUGUGGUUGUCCAGGCUCAGGAUGCUGGGAUCCCAUCACUGAGCAGCACUGUCACUGUCUACAUCUAUGUGGUAGAUGUGAAUGACCAUGCUCCAGAGAUUCUGUAUCCUACCUCAACCAACACUUCAGCAGCCCUGGAGAUGAUCCCACGCUCAGCUCAUGCUGGAUAUUUGGUAACCAAAAUUAUAGCCAUUGAUGGGGACUCAGAAAAUGCCUGGUUGUUCUUCUACAUAGUGCAAACCUCAGAUCCAGAUUUGUUCAGGAUAGAACUCCACACUGGGGAGAUUAGGACUACUCGGAAACUGAGGGAGGAGAGCACACCUACUUUCAACCUGACGGUGGAGGUGAGAGACAAUGGAGAGCCACCGAUGUCUUCAUCAGUAGCCAUCACGGUUGCUGUGGUGGACAGAGUCUCCAAAAUCAUCCCUGAUACAAGAAGGCACAUUAGAAGUCCGAGCAAUUAUUCAGAAAUCACUCUUUAUCUCAUUAUUGCUUUGUGCUCCAUCUCCUUCGUUUUCCUUUUCACAAUCAUUGGGCUAACUGUUAUCAAGUGCUACAGAUACAGUCUGUACGGGGACUCCUGCUGUACGGGUUUCUGUGGGGUCAGAGAACGGUGCCCUGCUGAAUUGUACAAGCAGGCCAACAACAACAUCGAUGCGAGGUUGCCUCAUGGUUUAAAAGUGCAGCCCCAUUUCAUUGAAGUGCGGGGCAAUGGGUCUCUCACUAAGACCUACUGCUAUAAGGCUUGCUUAACUGCAGGAUCGGGAAGUGACACUUUUAUGUUUUACAAUACUUGUGGGCCAACAGGAACGGUUCCCUCUGCAGUGGUGACUGAGAGGCAUCUGACAGGACAGAGUGGGCAGAGUGCACAAAACCUGAUCAUACUUAAAAAUGACUCCAUUACUCCUAAUGAGGUAAAUACUGGGAGUUUCAGGGUCCAUUUGCCAAAACACCCCAAUCCUGACUGGCGCUACUCUGCGUCCCUAAGGGCGGGAAUGCAAAGUGCUGUGCAUCUGGAGGAGGCAGGAAUCUUACGUGGAGGACCAGGAGGGCCUGACCAGCAGUGGCCGACAGUCUCCAGUGCUACUCCAGAACCUGAGGCAGGAGAGGUGUCCCCUCCAGUGGGAGCUGGUGUGAACAGCAACAGCUGGACCUUUAAAUUUGGACCCGGCAAUUCGAAACAAGGUGGUCCUGGUGAGUUGCCAGACAAAUUCAUUAUCCCAGGAUCUCCUGCAAUCAUCUCCAUCCGGCAGGAGCCACCAAACAGCCAAAUUGACAAAAGUGACUUCAUAACCUUUGGCAAGAAGGAAGAGACCAAGAAAAAGAAGAAAAAGAAGAAGGGAAACAAGACUCAGGAGAAAAAAGAAAAGGGCAACAGCACCACUGAGAACAGUGACCAGUGAGGGGUUUAUAAUGAAAGAACCCCCUUAGCCAGUUUUUGUAAUAAUGGCAGAUUUCUCCUAUGUAGCAACUCCCAAUUUCUUCCUCCUGUUAACAAAUUUCCUGUAUGUACAGACUUCAGAAAAUCUGCAGGAAAUUCAUGGUGUCUGUCUAAAUUGCUUAACAGGUUUUGUCUUGAAAAGCUUUAUUAAGUCUGGUGUUAACUCUUUUUCUCCACUCUGGCUUGUUUUCAGAAUCUAAAAAGCAGACACAAGUUUCCUUUCUCCUACGCCGAAAAGGAGAAUCUUCACAGUACAGCCAGUGAGAGGUUGGACUCUCUGCACUGUGGUUCCUGUGCUCCUGUCUUGAUGACACUUACAGGACAGGUUUAAAAGUUUUAAUAUUGUGCACCCUCUAUCUGAUUGGAAAUCCUUGUGUGCAGAUGUCAGCUAGGUGAUAAGAAAUCAGGUUAUAAGAUGCAAGAAGAGCUGGUAAAUACGCAACAGAGGAAACACCUAACGAACAUACAUGUUCAGAGAUGUUCAGGCUGGGGAGGAAAUGUCUGAAAGGUGACCAGACUUUUCAGACUUUGAGAAGUCACUGUGUGGGAAUACUGAAUCUUAUACAUGACGUAUUGUACACACUCCUACAAAGAAAACCUCACAUUUACAGCUCUUUAAGAUACCGUAAAUGUUAUCUUUGUACCAAGCAAGCCAUUGGGAACUUGGCCCUGGGAGCCCUGCAUUACCCCAGCAAGGCCCUAAUGCUGUAGGGAGGGCUGGGCUGACAUCCCGGUAUGUGACUGACUGUGAUGCUCUGUGUCCCUGUUGCCACUCUUUGAUUAUUUUGCACAUUUUGUCUCUGAAAAGGUCAGAGUUUUUCCACGACACUUAUGCAAAAGAGAGAAAAAAGAAAUGUUAACUAUGCUAUUUGUUAUCUGAGAUAUUUAUUUAUAAAGAAAUAUAGCUGUAAAUGUUAUAGAAAUAUGAUGCCCUUUAACCCAAACAGAAGUCAAUCUAGAGCCAUUAUUAAUUAAAAUUGCUGCUACUAAAGUGCUUUAGAAAAAUUGCCUGAGACAUCUGUAUUAUAUCGGCCACUUGCCAAUAACAGCUUUAUUCUGUCGGGUCACUUGGGGGCUGCCUCUUGCAUGUUAUUAAUGAAUACAAGAAUUUAAUUUUUUUGCAUUAAUCUGCACUUUGAAUACACCUUUGCAAACAAACUGUCCUAAUAUGAAGAAGCAGAAGCAAACUCCUCACGCAAAUGGAUUUAACCUGCUAGUUCUGUGCAGUACCUUGGUGUUACCUCCUACACACCCCUUUUCUGACUUUAAUUUUACUUUUUCUAUGAGAUUAUGAAUUUCUGACCCUAUUAACACUUAUUAUGUAAAAUUCAAGUACUGUAUGUAUGCUGUAUGCUCUUAUAAGAAUCCUGAAAUAUUUAUUCUGUGCUUGUGUAUGUGAAUGUCAAUGCAACUAUUAUUAGAGUGGACUUUAAGCUUUACCGUUGAAUGUAAAUUCAUGAUUUCUUUUUUUGUACACUUGUGAAAAAGUGGAGUAGUGUUAAUUUUUUAAGCCACUGUUGAUUUAUCAGUUGUUCUUUUUUUGUGUAUGAAACACAAGUAAAAUAUCUUUCUUAAAUCAAGCCAUGCAUGCAUUCUGAGAUUCAUUGAAGCUAAAGCUCUGUGAAUUACUAAACCUAUAAUUGGAGUGCUAAAUGUGAUUGAAGAUGCUGGUAUAAAACCAAUACAUGUAUUUUUAAAAAGAACAGAGCUGAUGAGGGAAUUCCAAGGAGUUUUCUAGAUUACUGUACUUUCACAGAAUAAAGCUCAAGUAUUGUACUAAUUGGAACUGUGUAAGAAACUACAUAGCUCUCACAUUUCUGGCAGACGCUCUAAUCUAGGAUCAAAGAGAACAACUGGGUUUCUUGAGACGUGUCCUGGAUGGUUGACGUUUCCAAACUGCUGACAGUUCAGAGCAGGUCAAUUAGUAUUCAUUUGAGAAACUUGAGAUGCAAGUCUUAAAUCAUCACAGAAGAUAAAGCUCUAAUAAAAGAAUGAAUCUCUGAAAGUGCAAACCACCGAGAGCCUCAUGUGGUCUACUCAGUUUUCCUUUGCUACCAGUCUUGUUUUACUGGCAAUAAAAGCAAUGCCACUUGAUUUAAUUUCAAAGUCUAGCCUAGAGGAACAAGCUUAUGGUUUGGGGAGGGAAUUGUUCUUUUCUUUGGCCUUGCAAGUGUGCUAUUCUUACGCAUCUAGACAAACUAUGGCUUGGAGGUCACAAUCAGGGUAAUGCAUUCAGCUGGGAGUUAGGGGUUACUGUUUGAAUAUCACACAAGAGAGGAUCAGAGGUGGCCAAGAUCAACAAGAAUCAAGAAAUUAGAAUUUGUUUUAUCCUCCUACUGACAAUAAAGUCAGGACACCAAAACUCAUUAGCGAAGAACAUGCAAUUUGGGGAUAUUAUUUUUACCACUUGAUCAAUUUACUCCUCUCAGAAUUCAUGUAUUGCCUGUGAGCAUAUUGUCAUUGAGAAAUUUGUUUGUAUGAAUACUAGAUUGGUGGACAACACCACGGGGCUUUUAAAAUAAUUAAAGCUGAGUUAUGUUGCUUCUUAAUUACAUCCCAUUGUUGAGA
Molecule: messenger RNA, 5370 nt
Organism: Meleagris gallopavo (turkey)
Lineage: Eukaryota; Metazoa; Chordata; Aves; Galliformes; Phasianidae
Product: protocadherin alpha-C2-like
Biological process (GO): homophilic cell-cell adhesion
Cellular component (GO): plasma membrane
Molecular function (GO): calcium ion binding
Source: RefSeq, a predicted model, not a curated record